This is a messenger RNA of Rangifer tarandus platyrhynchus (Svalbard reindeer), 1758 nucleotides long. The record is from the annotation of a GenBank genome assembly. NCBI's taxonomy places the organism in Eukaryota, Metazoa, Chordata, Mammalia, Artiodactyla, Cervidae.
AUGUUUGUGGGAAGCCUGAACACCAGGAAGCAUGGGGUGCAGAAGCUGAUGUCCGCCAUCAUCCACGACAGGUUCCCAGCCCACACAGGCCUUGAGCCUGGGGGAUUCUUUGCCGUGAUCUACAACCCUGUGGCCUGGACAGUCACCACCAUCGUCACCCUGACUGUGGACUUCCCCGAGGUCAGCGUCACAGAUGAGUCAGGCCACCCCGUGCCUGCACAGGUCCAGAACUCAAAGGAGAUGCUAUCUGUCUAUGACCUGCUUGUGCUGACCACGAUCCCAGGACUCAGUUACCGGUAUUACGUCAUCAAGCCCAGCAGGACGGCCAAGGAGGACAAUCAGGAGACUGAGGCCACGAUGGCCAACACCAAGCAGUUUGGCCACAGGCCCGGGAGACAUGACUCAAGCGUGGUCAGGCGCCUGGUGCACGUGGAGAACGACUGCUACACCGUGUACCUGGACAAGGACAGCAGCCUGAUGGACAGCAUCUGGGAGAGGCAGAAUAACCAAACCAUACAAGUGACCCAGCAGUUCAUGGAGUACGAAGUGAACGGUGAUGAGGAUCAGGGACCCAUUUCUGAUAACUAUGUGUUUACAUCCAAUGAAACCACGAAGCCAGCGUGGGAGACUGUGGGAAUGGAGAUCGUCCAGGGGGAGCUCGUGACUGAGAUCAGGCAAUACUUCUACGGUGAGGCCGGCCCCUCUGGUUGUACCCAGCGCAGAACGGUGGCCGACCGUGACCCCACGUACACCAUCUACUCCCGGCUGGCCCGCGGGCCCCCGGGCGCUGACGGGGAGCUGCUGUGUCAUCGCAUAGAGCAGGAGUACAGGGUGGGGCCCUUGGAGCUGAACCGCGAGGCCAUCUUGAGGACCAGCACCGAUCUCAACACCGGCCGGGUCCUCUACUCUGACAACAAUGGCUACCAGCUGCAGCGCAGAGCCUACAAACACUACGAGGCGAACGCCAUCGCUCGGAAUUACUACCCCAUGACUCAGUCGGCCUUCAUCCAGGACAGGCAGAGCAGGCUGGUGCUGCUGUCGGAGCAGGCGCACGGCGUCUCCAGCCAAGGGAGCGGGCAGAUGGAGGUCAUGCUCCAUCGGCGGCUGUGGAACAACAAACAAGGGAACUCAUCGGACGACCUCAUGCUGAACGACACCUCGGUUGUCCACUCGAUGCUCUGGCUCCUGCUGGGAACCCGGACCCUCACCAGGGACCUUGGCCCGAGGAGCGGGGUGGCGCUGCAGCACAGGCCCGUCGUGCUGAUUCCAGACCUGGGCGAGACAGCUAGGAUUCACCCUUGCCCCCAGCAGCAAGAGGCUGUGGCGCUGCCCCCAAGCGUCCACCUGCAGAUCCUCAGCAUCCCAGGCUGUAUGUACAACUCAAACCACAUGAAGCACGUGCAGAAUCUUCAGAAAGGUGAGGCAGGAGACGCCAAGGCAGAGCUCCUCCGAGUCCUGCUGCGGCUCCACCAUCUGUUCGAGGUGGACGAGGACCCUGUCCGGUCUCAGCCUGUGACGGUGAAUCUGCAGUCCACGCUGCGGGGUCUGGGUUCCGUGGUAUCCGUGGAGGAGCGCUUGCUCACAGGGACCUGGGAGGAUAGACUCGGGCUGCUGACACAACUGUACCAUGUCUUAACCCGUGGUCCACGUGAGGGAGCUUCAGUACCGAGCUCGGUGUAUGACCCCAGACUCCUCACCUGCACCAGGGACACACCUCCCGAGGAAGAAGUCCUCCCAGCCCAGGCCACCAAGAGAUGA